This is a messenger RNA of Octodon degus (degu), 2149 nucleotides long. RefSeq names its product complement factor I (gene Cfi). Gene Ontology annotation, molecular function: serine-type endopeptidase activity; protein binding. Gene Ontology annotation, biological process: proteolysis. Bases 119 to 1948 code for a protein of 609 amino acids. Gene Ontology annotation, cellular component: membrane. Lineage: Eukaryota; Metazoa; Chordata; Mammalia; Rodentia; Octodontidae. The transcript has 14 exons. The record is from RefSeq and is a predicted model, not a curated record.
AAAGCUGUGUAGGAAGCUUGCUCUUUUUAAAUAUUUUUUCAGAGGUUAAAAAUUAAGUUUCAGAAGACCCUGGGAUGGCCAGUCUUUUGCAGAGACACGGAUUCUGAACACCUCCAACAUGAAGCGUGUUCAUGCUGCUUUGUUAUUUCUGAGCUUCUGCUUAACUUCCUGCGAGGUCCCUUCAGCAGGAGCUGUCCCCCAGGAAGACCUGGUGGAUACAAAGUGCUUACUGAACAAAUACACACAUCGUUCCUGCAGCAAAGUCUUCUGCCAGCCCUGGGAGAAGUGUGUGGAUGGGACCUGUACCUGCAAACUCCCCUAUCAGUGUCCCAAGAAUGGCACAUCUGUGUGCUCAACUGAUGGGAAAAGCUACCCGACUUACUGCCAUCUGAAGAGUUAUGGAUGCUUGAAUCGAAGGGCAAAAUUUUUAAAAAACGGAAUAUGCACAGCUGAAGGAAAAUUUAGCGUUACCUUAAAUUUUGGAAAUACAGAUUCAGAGGGAAUUGUUAAAGUAAAACUUGUGGGCCAAGACAAGGAAAUGUUCAUCUGUAAAAACAACUGGGGCAUGGUGGAAGCCAACGUGGCCUGCUAUGACAGCGGAUUUCCACAAGGUGCUCUUAACACUGCGAAGUGGAUUCAUAGUUCUGGAGACACGAGCAACACAGAAUGCUUGCAAGUGCGCUGUCAGGGAUUUGAGACCACUUUGGCUGAGUGCUCCUUUUCCAAGAGAAGAUUUCUGGGGCAACAGGAGGUGGCAACUGUGCUCUGUUACACACCAGAUGCAGAUCUCCAGGCACACGAGUCCUUUCAGUGCGUGAACGGGAAGCCCAUUCCCCUGGGGAGAGCCUGCGAUGGGGUCAAUGACUGCGGAGACCAAAGUGACGAGCUGUGCUGUAGAGGGUGCCAAGAAGGAAGUUUCCUCUGCAAGUCUGGCGUCUGCAUUCCAAACCAGCACAGGUGCAACGGCGAGGUGGACUGCAUCACAGGGGAGGACGAGAUUGGCUGUGCAGAGUCCCAUGAAGGACGCGCCCCAGCCACCCCCCUGUCCAGGUCCUUCCAGGAUGGGCUCUUGCACUCAGGAGUUGAACACCCUGAGGUUCCAGAAGAAACAGAAAUUUUGACUGCAGCUAUGGAUACAGAAAGAAAAUGGAUAAAGUCAUUAUUACCGAAAAUAUCCUGCGGAAUUAAAAGGCCCACGCACACUCGGAGGAAGCGAAUCGUGGGAGGGAAGCCUGCACAAACGGGCGACUUCCCGUGGCAGGUGGCAAUUAAGGAAGAGGGUAAAAUCAAAUGUGGUGGAAUUUAUAUCGGUGGCUGCUGGAUUCUGACGGCUGCACACUGCGUCAGACCUAGUAGAGCUCACCAUUACCAAAUAUGGACUUCACUCAUAGACUGGAUACAACUUAAUUCCGGAAUAGGUGUUCAAAAGGUGGAAAGAAUCAUUAUCCAUGAAGGCUACAAUGGAACUACUUAUCAAAAUGACAUUGCUUUGAUUGAAAUGAAAAAACAUCUCAAACAGGAAGAAUGUGUGUUCGCUAAUUCCAUCCCUGCCUGUGUCCCCUGGUCUCCAUACCUAUUCCAACCUAAGGACAGCUGCAUCAUUUCUGGCUGGGGUAGAGAAAAAGAUAAUCAAAAAGUCUAUUCGCUUAGGUGGGGUGAAGUUAACCUAAUAAGCAACUGUUCUCAGUAUUACCCAAAUCGCUACUAUGAAAAAGAAAUGGAGUGUGCAGGCACAACUGAUGGUUCCAUUGAUGCCUGUAAAGGGGACUCUGGGGGGCCCCUCGUCUGUACAAAUGCCAACAACGUGACUUAUGUUUGGGGCAUUGUGAGUUGGGGUGAAAACUGUGGACAGCCAGAGUUCCCAGGAGUUUACACCAAAGUGGCCAAUUACUUUGACUGGAUCAGCUAUCAUGUGGGAAGGGCUCUUAUUUCUCAGUACAAUGUCUGAAAUGGUGAUCUUCCUACCAGAACUUUCACUUUAAUUGAAUCAAACUGUAAACUUUUCUGCUUUCCUUAGAGAAAAAAAAAAAAGGAAACAAAUUUUACUAGAUACAGUAUCAUUAAAGUUCUCAUCAAAGUGUUUGCCAAAUUGGAAUUUUUGCUGUGCAAUUCUCAAAUAAAUAUUUUGGUCAAACAACACUGAGCUAUA